CUUAGGAAACUUCAGCGGGUGCAUUUCUUCCCUUCGAAGCAUGCUGCUCGGAUGGUCCAAGCCUUUACGGCAACAGGUCCGUCGGUCGAAAUUCACUGGUCGCGUGGUCGGAAAUGCCUGACAUUGUCGAAAACGGUAUCAUGUUUUCUGACGGUAUUGGCACCAUUAGCGAGAAACUUGGUGAUGAAAUCUGGCAAACGCUCUGCAACGCUCGUCGAGAUAGUAGUGCGAAUGCAGUUAAACCUUCAGCUUACCAAAUCAGAUUCCUUGGCUACAAAGGCGUCGUGGCUGUUGACAAGGAACUUCAGGGAAUCCAUCUUUGCUUGCAGGAAAGCAUGAACAAGUUUAAGGAUCAUGGAGAAGAGUAUGCUACGAUAGAGAUUGCUCGUUACGUCGUGAAACCCAACACUCCUCAUCUUAACAGGCUUCUGAUCAUGGUUCUAGAAGACCGAGGUGCCUCGAAAGAUACCUUUUUGGUUUUGCAGCAAGAGGUCGUUGCGGAGGCGCGCACCGCUGAUGACUCGAUCGAUAACUUUGCGAGGCUUUUGGAAAGCUACGGAUUAUGUCAACUAGCGUCGACGUUGCGGAAACUUGACUCUCUUGAUCUGGAGUUGAAUCCAAACCUUCAUCAGCGGAAUAUCGACACUCCUUUUUUGACACCAAGUGCGAGCCUAUGCCAUCAACCACGUCCUGCGAGCAGUCAAAUAUGAUACACGCAUUUCAAUUCCUAAUAGCUACACGCUGAUUGGCGUCACGGAUGAGGGACCUCCUUAUGAACAAAGAGGCUGUCAGAGUGUCUUCAAG
Molecule: messenger RNA, 804 nt
Organism: Suillus paluster
Lineage: Eukaryota; Fungi; Basidiomycota; Agaricomycetes; Boletales; Suillaceae
Product: RNA dependent RNA polymerase-domain-containing protein
Exons: 4
Coding region: 114-710 (198 amino acids)
Biological process (GO): siRNA processing
Cellular component (GO): nuclear RNA-directed RNA polymerase complex
Molecular function (GO): RNA-directed RNA polymerase activity
Source: RefSeq, a predicted model, not a curated record